This is a messenger RNA of Dermatophagoides farinae (American house dust mite), 746 nucleotides long. RefSeq lists its product as uncharacterized. The record is from RefSeq and is a predicted model, not a curated record. Lineage: Eukaryota; Metazoa; Arthropoda; Arachnida; Sarcoptiformes; Pyroglyphidae.
AGUAUAUAUAUUUAUAUUAUUGCAAAACUGUCUCAGAAAAAAAUACGUCUAUUUUUGGCUUCACUAAAUCAAUCUUUUUCAUUCACACAUGUUCAUUCAUUGUUUGUUGUGCAUCAAUGAUUUUGUCGGUCGCUUCCCUUUUUCAGGUUAUUUAAGCUGAAUGAUUUACCUGCAAUCAUGCAUUAACAUUUCAAUUCAUAUAUACUAUGUCUAUGUUCAUACAAAGAAUAUUUGUAUGGUUUUUAUUGGCCCAGUUUUUUAUUACAGGCCAAUCUUAUCACUGUGGUGGACAAUUCUGGUCAUCCAAGUUGCAAUUUUUAUCAGCAUAUGUACCGUGCAGAAUCCAAAAUGAUCAUCCUGGAUUGGUGACAUUGCCAUCGGAUAAUUUUCAGUUGGCAAGACAACCACAGGAUGACCGUUUUGAAUCGAUUUAUCUUCGUGGUACGAGAAAUCAUCGAAUAUUCCAUAAUCUCAAAGUAGAUCCAGAAUUACAACGAAUACGUUCAAUCCGUAGCGAUCGUGACAAAAAUGGACGUCAUUCUCUACAUUUAAUGUUCUGGAAUAAUCGGUGAUAAUUUGUUCAAGCUCAUUUAAAAUAAUCGGAAGGUAAGUAGAAUGACUAGAGCAUGUUAGAUGUUUGUUUGGCCUUUUUCUGGAUCUGUUCGUGUUUCAUUGACCGGCGGCUGCUGAUGCUGUUGGAAUGUAUGUUUCAUUUCCUGUUGUCGUACGAACGUAUACAUAGUGGA